Molecule: messenger RNA, 2443 nt
Organism: Exophiala mesophila
Lineage: Eukaryota; Fungi; Ascomycota; Eurotiomycetes; Chaetothyriales; Herpotrichiellaceae
Exons: 5
Coding region: 645-2342 (565 amino acids)
Biological process (GO): transmembrane transport; carbohydrate transport
Cellular component (GO): membrane
Molecular function (GO): carbohydrate:proton symporter activity
Source: RefSeq, a predicted model, not a curated record
CCACAUGCUAUGAACAGAGUCCUACUAAUACUCUUCAGGAACCCCCAAAUAUCACCAGUGGGUGAAACCCACAGUAUCCCAUCCCGCACCCCGUACCUGGUCUUGAACAGGUCAUUGUAGACCAAGCCCAGAUUCCUGAGACAAUACCCCGACAUCUCCGUGACUCCGCCAUCUCCAUGCUCACGGCCCGCUGUGUCUAACAUCUCCGAGUAUUGGCUGCGACCAAACCUAUCAUGAUAUGGUCAGACCCAAUCAAGCAAAUCACACGCAAAGUGGACUGACUUGUGGUCUCGUCCUUAAUCGGUGGCCACCCUCAACACCAGACAACGGGAUAGCCCCACUCUCGUUCUAGCUCCAGGCCAUGGCGAAUACUUCCCCCUUCUCCGGGGCAGGAGUCUAGCGAAGUAUAGAGAUUUCAUGCGACUAAGCGAGGCUUUCUCCAGGUUACUGGGGUUGAAGCAUGAAUGAAUAUGCUCUAGGCUUGAUGCAGACCACCCCUUGUCUCCGCGCCACGCUAUGAACCACCUCUUCGGGAGCCCCAGGUUAGCAAAAGUAUAUUGAGUAUUCUGGGCCGGAUUGAGCCGAUUGCAGUUAUCCCCUGGAGUCGAGGCCCCUUUGUAUAUGUAUAUAAUACUCUAGAACAUAUGCUCCUCUCCUCUGCAACGACAUCCCCUUGUCAAUCCGAGAAGACCGCUUACACCCCCAGCACAAUGCACUCCGACGAUCAUGUCGCCCCAAAAGCACGCUUCGGUGGCUCGAGGCAAUUCACCUGGUAUAACUUUCGAAUCUGCUUGCUGGUCUCCCUAGGCCAGCUCGCUUUCGGCUACCCGGCGUCCAUCAUCGGCACCACCAUGGGACAGCCUUCUUUCUUGCUGUAUAUGCGCCUUGUGGACCCAGAGACCUUUCUUCCCACUGGAAAUGCCUCACAACUAGAGGGAGCAAUGUCUGCAGUAUUCUAUGCUGGCUCUGUCUGUGGUGCUCUCUCCUCAAGCUUCGUCAUGGACAGAUGGGGCCGUAAGAUGUCUGUCGUAUUUUGUGCCAGCAUCAGCCUUUUUGGAGGAAUCUUCUGCUGUGCUGCGCAGAACCCCCCUAUGUUCAUCGUCUUCCGCUUUUUCGUCGGCAUGGGAGCCAAUGCCUUCGUCCCCGUCACUGGCGUCUACACGUCGGAAUUGGCACCACCAGCUCUGCGUGGCUUUUUUGGAGGACUCAAUGGAGUUUUGAUCCUUGUAGGCUAUUCUCUCGCCUCAUACAUGGGUCUCGCUUUCUUCCACGCUCAGAAUCCAGUCGCUCAAUGGAGAGCGCCGCUGGGCCUUGCUCUUAUUUUCCCAACCUUGAUGCUCCUUCUGCUUCCAAUCUUUCCAGAGUCUCCCCGAUGGCUCUUGUUGCAGGGUCGAGCUGAAGAGGCGGAAAAGGUUGUCCAGAGACUACACCAGUCCGGGCCGAAUGACGACUUUGCCAGGAGUGAGUUCUACCAGAUGCGUACGCAAGCCGAGCAUGACAAGAAUAUGCCUUCUUCAUGGAAGGACCUGUUCAUGAAACCCUCGUACCGUCGACGAGCCAUCAUUGUCAUACUCAUUGGCGCUUUUGGGCAAGCUUCUGGAGUCAUUGUAAUCAACAAUUUCAGUCCUAUGAUUUACCAGGCUUUGGGCUUCGAUGUUGAAGAAACUCUGAUUCUCCUCUGCGGUUGGAUCACUGGUGGUAUCUUUGCCUCUCUGAUUGGAGCGUGGCUCAUGGACAAAUGGGGUCGCAGACCAAUGAUCAUCCUCGGGUUUGGCGGCUGCUGUCUUUGCCUGGUGGUCGCGACAAUCAUGAUCGCCCUUUACGCAAGUCCUGUGCCUGACGAUCCGAAUCGAGCAGGCCUUGGUACGGCGGUUGCCAUGCUAUACCUCUUCAUUUGGAUAUUCGCAGCUUGUCUCGACAACGCCCUUGUUGUCUACCUGCCUGAAUUGUUCCCCAAUCACAUUCGAGCCAAAGGAAUGUCCCUGGGUGUAGCUUCACUCUGCCUCACUGACCUGAUCCUCCUGCAGGUGACACCUACCGCAAUGCGAACGAUCGGCUGGAAAUUCUAUCUGGUUUUCAUCUCAGUCACUGCCGUGGCAUUUGUCUGGGCAUGUCUCACCAUCCGCGAAACCAAAGGCUUGCCGUUGGAAGAGAUUGCGUUACUGUUCGGUGAAGGGAACGAGGUGACAGUACUUUCGACCAAUAUACAUGUCGACCACGACAACCACAAUCUCGUCGUAGCGGAGAGUGGAGACGUAGACUACAGCGACAAGGGUUUGGAAAAGGUGCAUGCAAGUCAUACCAAAGCUGAAUCCCAGCCAGCCAAACAUGUUGAAGGGUAACUUCGGAUAUGAGGGAAAUUUGUGACAAUGGGAAGGCUUGGGGAAGCAAGGGAGGCAACCUGUCUGUAGUUUCCAAAUGUCGAAGCUAUAAGUCAUAGUUG